Molecule: messenger RNA, 853 nt
Organism: Capsaspora owczarzaki ATCC 30864
Lineage: Eukaryota; Filasterea; Ministeriida; Capsasporidae
Product: Ras-like protein Rab-21
Exons: 5
Coding region: 90-698 (202 amino acids)
Biological process (GO): Rab protein signal transduction
Molecular function (GO): GTP binding; GTPase activity
Source: RefSeq, a predicted model, not a curated record
GUUUGAGCCCUAACUCUCUCUCUCUCUCUCAUUCUCUCACCCUCUCACUCUCUCUCACUCUACUUUUAAACACCCGAUUUCAAGACGACAUGGGCGACUCGCUCACGUUCAAGAUUGUGCUGCUGGGCGAAGGCUGCGUCGGCAAGACCUCUCUCGUUCUUCGUUACUGCGAAAACCGAUUCGUCGACAAGCACAUUUCUACACUUCAGGCCUCGUUCCUCACUAAGCGGCUCAAUAUUGGUGGCAAGCGCGUCAAUCUGAACAUUUGGGAUACGGCUGGCCAGGAACGCUUUCACGCAUUGGGACCGAUCUACUACCGCGACAGCAAUGGUGCAAUUCUAGUGUACGAUAUCACCGACGAGGAUUCGUUCCAGAAGGUUAAGAACUGGGUCAAGGAGCUCAAAAAGAUGCUCGGUAACGACAUUGCGCUCGUGAUUGCGGGCAACAAGAGUGAUUUGGAAAAGCAUCGCACCGUCAGCGCCGAGGCUGCCGAACAGUACGCUGCAAGCGUUGGUGCUCGGCACUUUUACACCUCUGCCAAGCUAAGCAAAGGCAUUGAGGAGUUGUUCUUGGAUUUGUCAAAACGUAUGAUCACCGAAGCAGACAAGCGAGGCGGCACGUCGACCGUGGGUCGCAAGACGGCGAUUGUGGUUGACGAUGAUGUCGCACCAAAGGCACAAUCCGGAGGUUGCUGCUAGCAGUUUUAUCACUGUUCCAGUUCCAUGUUGUUUGUUUGUUUGUUGUUUUUUUCGCUCUCGUGCUGUUUCCGUGUUCCAGUUUUGUCUUUGUAGGUUUUUUUUUUUGUUUGUUUGUUUGUUUGUUUGUUUGUUUGUUUGUUUGUUUGUUUGUUUGU